CCGCUUUGCUAUCCGUUAAUACAGUUUCACUCAAGUACAAGCCAAAAUGGCAGCUGCAGCGAGUGAUCAAGAAAUUGAUUCUCUUCUUUUAACUUUUGAUCAGAUCUACGAGGAUUUCAAGAGUGGAAUAAAGGAAAUCCAAUUGCUGAAAUCAAAUUGGAGUGCAGAAAUUAAAAAUAGAGAGGCUCUUGAACUCACCUGCCGAAGUUUGAAACAAGAAAAUGAGCGGUUGACGAAAUUGUACACAGAAAAUUUUCACAAUAUAGCUGAGCAGCUUGAAUUCCGUGUCAAGUUUCAAAGCCAAAAGGAGGAAAUGAAAAGACUGAGUGAACAGAAUCUCAGUAAAGAAGAAGAACACAGAAAGGCCAUGGAAUUGCUUAAGCAAGAGUAUGCAACUAAGAUUGGAGACUUGGAAGUUCAAGUCAGAGGCUUACAACUUGAGAAAGCAACAAGUGAAGCAACAGUAAAUCAUCUUCGCCAAGAUUUAGCAGCGCAUAAAGCCCAUAUGCAAACUCUAGCAAACAGAUUGGAAAGAAUCCAUUUUGAUGUGGAAUCAAAAUAUAAUCUCGAGACUCAAGAUUUGAAGGAUUGUCUCAUGGUCGAACAGGAAGAGAAAAAUGAAUUGAAUAGAAAGCUACAGGAUUUGGAAAAGCAGAUGGUAGUUAUCAGAACAAAGCUGGUUGAACAGCAACAAGAUAUGGCUUCACAUCGACUCGUCGAAACACUUAAAUCGAAGAUUAUGAAACUGCGGAAGGAGAAUGAAAUUUUGAAAAGGAAGCUUUCUCAUUCAGAAGAGGCUUAGAAGGUAGAAUCUGAAGCUGUUGACUAUGGUGACUAGAUGCUUUGUUGUUGUGGGUUUAACUCCAUAUAUGUAUGACUAUUGAUUUAAGAAGAUCAAUGCAUAAAUUGACAGUGAACUUCAUAGGAAAAACUAAUUGUGCUCAACUUUUAGGUUAAUCCAAUAAACUUGUCGACUGUAAAAUUACACCUAUAAGAUAAUUCAAAUUCUAA
Molecule: messenger RNA, 1011 nt
Organism: Jatropha curcas
Lineage: Eukaryota; Viridiplantae; Streptophyta; Magnoliopsida; Malpighiales; Euphorbiaceae
Product: 4/1 protein short form protein
Source: RefSeq, a predicted model, not a curated record